This is a messenger RNA of Leishmania braziliensis MHOM/BR/75/M2904, 2013 nucleotides long. Its product is annotated as galactofuranosyltransferase lpg1-like protein. The record is from RefSeq and is a predicted model, not a curated record. Bases 1 to 2013 code for a protein of 670 amino acids. NCBI's taxonomy places the organism in Eukaryota, Euglenozoa, Kinetoplastea, Trypanosomatida, Trypanosomatidae. The transcript has a single exon.
AUGUGGGACGCUGAGAUACUCCUCUGUCCGUCUGUCCUCUGCUCGCCUCUCGUAAUGUGUUCCCGUCUCUUCACCUCUCUUGCGUCCUCCGUCCCCACCUCUCUACGUCUCCCAACUGACGCAGGGCACAGACUCUCUGCGGUGCCUCUCCUCACUCCUUUUUGGGAGUUGUGGGCCACGGAGAAAACACAGCCUCAAGUCAAGCGUGCACAUCUGUGUGUCUGUGCAAGUGCAGUAAUGUACAGAAGACGUCUCCCCGCCCGUCUCGCGCUUCGCUACAAGAAUCGAAGUCGAUGGCGAGCUCCUCUGACCGGUGUGUGCGUGCUGGUGUGCCUUCUGCUGGGACUCUUCGUGCUGCUUCACACUUCGUGGAGCGAUGGCAUGCAGCCCACCGUUUCAAUGGUGCCAGUGCCGUCCGCGUCGCUGUUGCCGCGAUUGACCGAGGAGACAAUACUAGGGGCGUCAGGCCCCACUCUCGUCUCUACCGGCGCCCCUCUGAGCACACUCACUACCGCCGCCACCGCGGCAUCGCAGCCGAGUCUCGCUUCAGAUAACAGAGACAACACUGCGCGUGCAACGGGCGCGUCCCCAGCGGGGACCACGCACACCACCUCCGACGCCUCCCAGAUGAUGGAGGGACUAGAGCGCGACGCAGGCGAGUUACACAGCCGAUACGCGGUAGAGAUCGCUCACCUCGACGCCCUUGACGUCUUUCCCCUUCGCCCGCGCGAGCGCCGCAUCUCCUUUGUCGAGUUCGCGCGCUGUCUCGGCACCCGUCUCUCCGUCUGCCCCGACACAGGAGUAGAGGCGGCUCGAGACGACCUCGCCUCCGACAGGUACGCACCUUUUCUCAUCACCGUCACGCUGGAAAACACGCAGGACCUCAAGGCGCUGCUCUGCAACUUAACGGUGCCGUACCGCUACAUCGUACUCGCCCAGAACGGCGACACACCCGAGGCGACGCCGUUUUUUCAGCUGCUGCGCCGCGUGUUCGCCUUCACGACGCGACUGACGGUUCUUCAGUUCCUCGACAACGUUGGCUUCGCCGGUGCCGUCAAUGCUGGGCUGCGUGAGGCGCUUGCCCACCCGUUUAGCGAGGUGCCUUUUGUCCAUAUUCUGCACAACGACGUGCGCUUCUUGUUUUCGUCGCUCGAGCAGGCUGUGGCAGGAGCCUACAGGACGACAGCAAAGGACAUGGAGACAAUCGAGACUCUGGAGAAGGAGGUGGCGACAGAGCCGAACGAGCACACGCCGCUGAUCUGGCAGCCAAACGGUCUGCGCGCGCCGCUUGUGCCGGGUGCCCCGUUGCCCCAGCAAUACAGCCGAAAACCGGUUGUCGUCACGUCCGCGCUGUUGCCGGACCGUGCUCGGUACAUGACGCCCUCCCAGCGCGCAGGGCUGAUGACGGGGCACACCUCCUUCAUGUUCGCCAACAGCCGCGGCGAGUACACGAGCGUGUUUCUCUCCCGCCUGGCCGUACUGACGGUUGGGUUCUUUGACGAAAACUUCUUCCCUAUCCUUUACGACGACACAGACUACCGCUGGCGCGCUCACCUGCUGGGCUUUGUUGAGGACCGCAGCUCGGCGACGAGCGACCAGGUUAUCUCCUUCGACCUCGACUGCGUUAACCAAGCCAUGAGGGACGGCGACGGCGAUGGCGACGUGGAGGGUCGACUAGGGCUUCACAAGAGAGCGAGUGGCCCGACGCUGUCUCCGGAAGGCAGGGCCCUUCAACGCGACUGCCGCAGGGCUUUUUAUGCCGGCGUGCAGUACGCCUAUAUGCAGCGGAAGUGGGGAGUGAAGGCCAUGACGGAGCUCAUGGUGCCUCAUACACGGCGGGAGCCGUUCAGCGGCGAGGCGUUCGCUGGUAAGCGGCGCCUGCCGCUGGACGCGUGGGUGGUUGAUACGGGCCGGCUCACCAAGGUGCGGAGGUGGCUGCGCGACGUUGGGCGGAUCCCCCUUGAUGUCGACAGCUACAAUACGGAUGUUAUUCUGCAGGCUGUCAAUUCUUAG